UGCGAUUCAAAUUUUUAGCGCUCGUUAUCGGAAGAGUGAGACGGGUGUCUUUUAAUUCAUACUUAUAUAGGCUAUUAUACAGUUUAUCGACGUAGUGGGCGCGUGAAUACGGUACAACGAUGACCUGUCGACGAAGUGAAGCUCUGGCAUUCUCUCUUGUUACUGAGAUCAAUCAUGCGAUGGCAAGACUGGUGGAUAUAUGGGACAGCAUUGGCAUCAUGGAAGAUCAGAGGGUGGAGAGAAUGCAAACUGUAAAAAAGCAUAUUGAUGGUCUUUUACAUUCUAUGAUCAUGGAGGAAGAGGCCCUACGUCAUCGCAUCAGGGCCGAUAUCAUUACCUCCCAGAAACAAUUGGAUACAUUGUGCUUGGAGCUGGCAGUGGAGCCAUUCAAAUUGGAGGAAGGCCUUACAGUUCUGCAGAUGGAGAAGAACCUGCGUUGCCAUGUUGAAUAUCUUCAGAAAGAUAAGAAUGACCGUCUGAGAGAGAUGAAUGAUCUGAGAAAGCAGGAUGAGGAGUUGUGUGUGACUCUGUGUGCCACCCCAUAUUACAUCCCAACAGGAAGUGUGCCCUCUCAAACCCAGUUGCAGGAACUCCAGCAGCAUGUCGAGAAACUCUGCAUUGAAAAAGAGAGCAGGGUGAAGGUGUUCUCUGGGCUCAGGGAGGACAUCAGGAGUUUGAUGGAUGAGAUGGGACAUGAACCUGAAAGCAGUUUGGAAAGGGAGUCUAUCUGCCCCGACACUGACAUUUUUCUGCUCACACAUGACAAUAUCAAAGCCUUGAAGCUGCUGCUCAGCCAGCUGGAAAUGAAAAAGGAAUCCUUGAUUUCAGCCAGAGACAAACUCAAGGAGCGAGCUACGAGCCUGUGGAAUCGUCUGAGUUGUCCAGAGCCGGAAGGCGAGGCAUUCCAUGAGGCUGCCAUGAGCACUCUCUCUGAUGAUAUCAGACGGUGGAAGGGCGUUGUAGAACAUCUGGAGGAACUGCAGAUGGCUCAGCUCGAGGACGUGAUUGAUAAGGUCCGACAGGAGCUUGUGGUUCUGUGGGAGAAAUGCAUGUUUGGACCAGAACAGAGAGAUGCAUUCAGUGUUCACUUCUGUGAUAAUCAUUACACAGAGGAGCUACUGGCCCUGCAUGACGAAGAGCUGCUGAAAAUGAAGACCUUUUAUGAGACUGCUCAGACAAUUCUGGAGGACCUGGAGAAAUGGAAGAGGAACUGGGCCCUCUUUCAGGAGUUUGAGAGAAAGGCUGCAGAUCCAAAUCGAUUCAGCAACCGAGGAGGGUCUUUGCUCAGAGAGAGUAAGGACAGGGCCAAAGUGCAGAAACUGCUCCCCAAGCUGGAGGAGGAGUUAAGAUGCCAUGUGGAGGAAUGGGAAAAGAAUAAGUGCACCGCCUUCCUUGUGCAAGGGCAAAGGAUCAUGUAUUUCAUCUCCAGCCAGUGGGAAGAGCAUCGUUUGCAGAAAGAUAAGGAGAAGAAUGACCGGAUGACAAAGAAAGCUGAAAUCUCUCAGUUUAAAACUCCAACAAAGAGAGCCCUUGGGACGGCAUAUACCACCACAACCCCCAACAAAAUUAGAAAGACGCCCAAUAUGCUGGUACCCUGCACUGCCACAGUAAGCAGCGUCAGUAGUGCCAGUAGCAGCGGUUCCUCCACCACGUUUCUGUGUGUGCCAGGAAGGCCUCAACUCUCUGCCAAGAGGAAUAAGACUACAGAGGCCAGCUCUGGACCUCGUGUUCCGCUGCAGGAGUUCAACAGUGACAAAAAGCCGGUUCUUGAGAGCUACUCCGACUUUACUAAUGAGCUCUCCAAGAAGGCCAGCUAUGAUGCUUUUCUUAAUUCUACUGUUAAAGACAUGCUGUGAUCAUCUUGUCAACAUUGAAACUAUUUGGUUUUUAUGUAUUUAUUUUCUGUGAAGCUUAGGUCACAAAUGGUCAUGUCAGUAUUAAGACUGUACAGCACAAUUUCAGGCAUUCUCAGGUAUUUUCUUAUCUAGAUUUGACGAGUGUAGUGACUUUUUUUCAGACUUGUUUUAAAUACUUUUUUUUUUAUCUUGCCCCUCACUCUUUUAUGCUUAUCUAGUCAGAAUAUGUAUAUAUUAGCUCAUAAGUAGGUCAGUCCUUUGCAUUUCUUUGUACAUACAGCACUUUUUUUUUUCUUCAAAAAAUAAAAUGCUUCUUUAUACAUUUCUAAUUAAAUAUUAAAAUCUUUUUUCUUUUUAGUCUGCACACUUUAUACAUUUCUUCACCCUGAAUUCUCCAGAAUACCUAGACAUAAAUCCUUAAGUUGCUUGUAGUGAUAGAUCGAUUAUACAGUGCAUCCGGAAGGUAUUCACAGUGCUUCACUUUUUCCACAUUUUGUUAUGUUACAGCCUUAUUCCAAAAUGGAUUAAAUUCAUUAUUUUCCUCAAAAUUCUACAAAAAAUACCCCAUAAUGACAAUGUGAAAGAAGUUUGUUUGAAAUCUUUGCAAAUGUAUUAAAAAUAAAAAACGAUGAAAAAAAAAAAAUCACAUGUACAUAAGUAUUCACAGCCUUUGCUCAAUACUUUGUUGAAGCACCUUUGGCACCAAUUACAGCCUCAAGUCUACAUGCUUGGCACACCUAUUUUUGGGCAGUUUCUCUCAUUCUUCUUUGCAGGACCUCUCAAGCUCCAUCAGGUUGGAUGGGGAGCGUCGGUGCACAGCCAUUUUCAGAUCUCUCCAGAGAUGUUCAAUCGGGUUCAAGUCUGGGCUCUGGCUGGCCACUCAAUGACAUUCACAGAGGUGUCCCGUAGCCACUCCUUUGUUAUCUUGGCUGUGUGCUUCGGGUCGUUGUCCUGUUGGAAGAUGAACCUUCGCCCCAGUCUGAGGUUCAGAGUGCUCUGGUUUUCAUCAAGGAUGUCUCUACAUUGCUGCAUUCAUUUUUCCAUCAAUCCUGAGUCUCCCAGUUCCUGCUGCUGAAAAACGUCCCCACAGCAUGAUGAUGCUGCCACCACCAUGCUUCACUGUAGGGAUGUUAUUGGCCAGGUGAUGAGGUUUCCUCCAGACAUGAUGCUUGACAUUCAGGUCAAAGAGUUAAAUCUUUGUUUUAUCAGACAAGAUAAUUUUGUUUCUCAUGGUCUGUACAAUCCUGUAUCUAUGACAUGCUCGGUUUACUGUGGGACCUUAUACAGAGAGGUGUGUGCCUUUCCAAAUCAUGUCCAAUCAACUGAAUUUACCACAGGUGGACUCCAAUCAAGUUGUAGAAACAUCUCCAGGAUGAUCAGUGGAAGCAGGAUGCAUCGGAGCUCAAUUUUGUGAAUACUUAUGUACAUGUGAUUUAUUUUUAUUUUUUUUAAACAAACUUCUUUCAGGUUGUCAUUAUGGGGUAUUUUAAUCCAUUUUGGAAUAAGGCUGUAACAUUACAAAAUGUGGAAUCGAACUGGAAGGAGCACAAUGGAAAGAACAAUGGCAUAUCCAUCAAACACAGGCUUUUAUGUAAUUGAUAAGACAAAAAUGUUAUUUAAGUGCUGAACAGAAUGAAUGGUGAGGAUUUUUUUUUUUUUCUAAACUUAAUAGGUUUUAGAUCUUCACUGUACAAUACAUUCAGUCAAAUUACACAGUGAUGCAAUAAAAGUAAAAAAUAAAUAAAAAAAAGUCACACAGUGACAAAUCACUACUUUUCACAGAAGUCAAAACUGCAUGUAAAACAUAAAUGCAUUAAUGGUUAAAGAUUGAGUAUCUUGUCUUUUCCUAAGUCAGAAAAUCUGCAUUUAAGGAAAUGGUUUGCAGGAUGCAAGAAUAAUCGCAUGCCUAAAUGAUUGGGCACUUUCACCCACCUGCUGAGGAGUAUGUAUUUGUCAUAGUUUGUCUGACUUUAAUGUUCCUCAGAACUUGAAAGAUGAGAACCGCUUAAAGAAUUUUCAAGCUGAUCAAGAGAAAUUUCUCUUUAGAGUGCAGUUUUUGCCCAAACUUUCCCCAGCUCCUUGAAACAUUCCUGGACAUAUAUGGUUUUACACUGAUUUAAGCAGUUCUGUAAAAUGCCUGCAUGCUAAAUUCAUUUCAACAUAAGUUCUGUGAAAUAGGCCUACUGGAUAUAGUCAGUCAUAACCAUCAAAUGGCAUCUGUAGGCAUGUGAAUUAUGAGGCAAUAACAGACUCCUGCGACUCCAGUUCACUUGACAGGAUUCGGUUGGAAUUGUCACUGUACCUUCGGUUCGGUAGAAAUGACAAUCUGAAGGGAAGAAACAUGGAAAAUGUUAAUAUAAUAUUCUGCUUUCUUGGAAAAGAAGCAAUUGCACUUCAAUAUAAAUUGUACUUUUUUGGCUAUUGGCUUUGUAAAAAGUAAAUGGGUAGCAGAAACAACGUGUCCAUGGACUGUAUCUGUAUUCCAGAUUAAAAGAAAUAUUUUAUUUUAAAUCAUAAAAACCAGUUAGGAUUUCCAUCACAAUUCUGGAUGGAAAUAAUUAUAUUCAUGCCUGUAGCAGGACAUGAUCCCCCAAAUAUUCAGAUGUGGUUGACUCAUAUAUUACUAUUUGCAUCUUCCUCCCAUCCUAAAUCGUUGGAUGCAUCCUUAAGAAUUAGAAUUAAUCAUGAGACACAUAUGUUAUAAUUGGUGGCUUUGACACAUAGCUGAGCAUUUUCUGACUCUUAAUGGAUGUUUGUCCUUUUCAUGCAACAAGGUUAAAUUAGACGUAAAUUAAAGUGUCUAAUUAUAGUCAGAGAAAUGCAUUUCUCUUUAAGUGACGCCUACUUGUCUUGACAUCCAAACCCAUUAAGAAAGACUGUUGCUUCUAGGGAUCCAUUUAAAUUAGAUUAUGGAAAUUUUGUUUUCUCUAAAUCGAAAAUAAAGAGAAUCUAAAACAGUGUCCGGUUUAAAACUAUUUUGACUUAUUAAGAGUUCUUGUGUAUUUUAGCUCAACAACAAUGUUUUACCUGAAGAACAUUAUAAUCACAGUGAAUGUUGAUGCUACUUAAAUCCCAAAGACAUUAUGAUAAAUAAUUUGUACCCAGCAUGUCUUAUGUUAACUUCAGUACAUGAAGCCUCACCAAAUUCAUCACACAAAGUAAGCCAAUGGACAGGAAAGAAACACUAUCACAGGAACAAAAUGAAUGUACAGUUUUUUUAUUACAAGCUUUCCACUUGUAUUUAUUUUAUUAUCUUAACAUUCAAUAAGGCUCAAAUAAUAAGCCUUAUUAAUAAGUACAAUAUAAUAUAAGUACAAAUAAUCUGUGUUCCUGUGAGGCAGCUUUAAAAGUUCUUAUUGUGUUUGGUCCAUCUCUAUCUUUACUUUCAUUACUCUCUAUACUGUAAUGUAGAGUACUGUCCACUUGAAACGUAUUAAUUAAGGCUUGGGGCAAAAAUACUAUUAAAAGUUACAAAAUGCCCCACACAUUUAAAAUGUGCCGAAAAAAUUCCCAUGUUGAGAAUUCAACUUUUUUCAAAUCUGCUGUCUAUAAUAUUUGAUGUUCUAUUCUAGGUCUGUUCAGUUGUAGAAUGAGUUUGGAGCCUCUGCUGAUCCUAUAGUGUUAUAGUAUCAGCAGAUAUUAGUGGGGGCAAAUAUUGUCCCUUAAUAAAGAAAAAUAAUGACACUGGUUGUGAACAUACAUUGCCUAAUUAAUAUUCAUGAGUAAAAUUUAAAAGGUUUAUUGUCCUCUCAAUUAUUUGCAUGUGGUGCUUACUGCAAAUCUACACAGCAUCAAGUUCUGCAUUCAAGAUUCAAGUUCUUACAUUCUAAAAGACAUGGAUAAUGAGCAUCAAAUUCUGUUUAUCGAGCAUGAACAGGGCUUCGCAUGGUUCUAUGCACAACAUGCCAUUCAUUUAACCAUGAUACAGCACAACAACAGCUGUCUGGUGGAACGACACAGCUAAAGAAUGUGUCAUGGGGUUGAUGAGGGUGUAUAGAGUAAUUGACUCAUGUGAGUUUGACUUGAGGAAAGUUUGGCUGAGUGUUGGGAGGGUAAGACUGAGGAAUUCUCAGCCUGACCAUGUCACACAAGCCACAAACUCACUAAGUUCCUCAGCACAUUCUCAACUCUCAGACAGGUUUUCCUUCUUCAAUAAAAAUAUGACCUCUAAAAUUGGACCUCUCUUUUAACUGUAUGGCACCCCCAUAAACUGAUCUGUGUUUCCUAAAAGUCAACAAAAACACUAGAUUUUCUGAAUUAUAUGUGUGAGUUGUUAUAUGUCAAUAUCCAAAAUUUAAUAGCAGUGCUUAACAGGGCAGGAUAAUUUGCUACAAGAUGGACUUUGCUUAGCCAUUCAAAAGCAGCAAAACAGUUGGUUAAGUUCAGUUCGGAACAAACAGUGAGCAUGAAGUUAUAUUCUUGACCAGAACUUCUACUUAAAAUACUGUUUGAAUUAAUAAUCAGUCAUUUUACCACUUAAUGUCUUUCACGCUGGACAAUGCAAUGAAAUACACUAAUCAUUAUAAAUGUCCCAGAAGAAACGAUGUACCCUUUGGGUCAACAAGCAAUUUCUAGAAACCCUUUUCAGACAGUUCUCACAAACUGUUACAUAAAAUCAGUAAUCCAGUUCAGAUGAGUUCCCCCCUUUAUGAGCUACAUUAUUCUCCUAAUGUCAAGUAAUACUCCCCAUAU
Messenger RNA from Xyrauchen texanus (razorback sucker), 6548 nucleotides. Its product is annotated as protein regulator of cytokinesis 1-like. The transcript is spliced from 14 exons. Gene Ontology annotation, biological process: microtubule cytoskeleton organization; mitotic spindle midzone assembly. Lineage: Eukaryota; Metazoa; Chordata; Actinopteri; Cypriniformes; Catostomidae. Bases 120 to 1856 code for a protein of 578 amino acids. Gene Ontology annotation, cellular component: spindle; cytoplasm; mitotic spindle midzone. Gene Ontology annotation, molecular function: microtubule binding. The record is from RefSeq and is a predicted model, not a curated record.